AUGACUUGUCACUUGUGUUUCAGGAACUGCCUUGCCGCCUUACUGGGUGUCUUCCUGGGCCUGAAGCCAGUCAUAGGCCGGGAUGCAUCACAGUCUCAGCCCAACUUCCUCCUGCUCCUGGCAGACGACCUGGGCAUUGGGGACAUUGGCUGCUAUGGCAACAGCACCAUCAGGACCCCGAACAUCGACCGACUUGCAGAAGAUGGAGUGAGGCUCACACAGCACCUGGCAGCUGAGGCUGUGUGCACACCCAGCAGGGCCGCCUUCCUCACUGGGAGGUACCCCAUCCGUACAGGGAUGACAUCUGGUAAUGGCCACCGUGUCCUCCAGUGGGCAGCGGGUGCUGGCGGCCUUCCAGCUGAGGAGAUCACGUUUGCAAAAAUCCUGAAGGAGCAAGGCUAUGUCACAGGCCUCAUUGGGAAGUGGCACCUGGGUCUGAACUGUCACUCCUCCUCUGACCAUUGCCACCACCCACUGAGUCAUGGGUUCCAACACUUCCUGGGGAUGCCACUGGGCAUGAUGGGGGACUGCGCAGUGGCGGAACCUUCUGAGAAGCGCAUGAAGCUGCAGCGCCGCCUGCACCUGUGCAGCCAGGUAGCUGCAGUUGCCUCACUCACCCUGGCAGCUGGGAAGCUCACCCGGCUCAUCCGUGCACCGCGGUGGAUGCUAGUCCUUGUCCUGGCUGCUACUACCGCCAUGUUCGCCGCCGCAUCGCGUCACGUGGGUGACUUCAUCAUAUAUGCUGACUGCUUCCUCAUGAGGAACCACACGGUGACCCAACAGCCCCUGCGCCUCGAGCGAGUCACUGGCCUCAUGCUCAGGGAGGCAGAGACUUUCCUGCAGAGGAACAAGCACCACCCCUUCAUGCUGCUUGUAUCCUUCCUGCACGUGCACAUCCCCCUUGUGACUACUGAGGACUUCCAUAGACGGAGCAAGCAUGGGCCAUAUGGGGACAAUGUGGAAGAGAUGGACUGGAUGGUGGGGCAGAUCCUAGACACCCUGGACCGGGAAGGACUGACAGACAACACGCUUGUGUACUUUGCAUCGGACCAUGGAGGCUCACUGGAGUCUCGUGUUGGUCAUGUGCAGCUUGGGGGCUGGAACGGAGGGUACAGAGGUGGCAAAGGUAUGGGUGGCUGGGAGGGCGGCAUCCGAGUUCCUGGUAUCUUCCGCUGGCCUGGAGUGCUGCCUGCAGGGCGGGUUGUGGACCAACCCACGAGCAUGAUGGAUGUGUUCCCCACUGUGGUCCUCCUGGGAGGCGGAGCCGAGCCAAAGGACAGGGUGAUUGACGGGAGGAACCUGCUGCCCUUGCUACGAGGAGAAACCCAGCACUCAGACCACGAGUUCCUGUUGCACUACUGUGAGGUGUUUCUACAUGCUGCACGCUGGGUACAACGUGACCGAGGAAGAGUCUGGAAGGUUCACUUCAUGACCCCGAACUUCCACCCAGAAGGGGCAGGAGCCUGCUAUGGCAGUGCAGUUUGCCCAUGCUUCGGGGAUGUGACAGAACAUGACCCGCCUCUGCUCUUCGACAUCUCUGCAGACCCGGGUGAGACCCAUCCACUGAAUCCUGACUCAGAGCCCGAGUUCCACGAGGUGGUGGGGAAAUUGAGGCAGGAGGCAGUACGGCAGUGGAGUUCACUGAGCCAGAUCCACCAGCAGCUGGGCACCAUCUACAACAUAUGGCGUCCUUGGCUGCAGCCACGUUGUGGGGAGUUCCCGCACUAUGGGUGUGAUCUCGAGGAGUGAGGGUGGGACUCCUCAUGUCCAUCACC
Messenger RNA from Phodopus roborovskii (desert hamster), 1775 nucleotides. RefSeq names its product arylsulfatase L (gene Arsl). Lineage: Eukaryota; Metazoa; Chordata; Mammalia; Rodentia; Cricetidae. The coding region runs from base 1 to 1749 and encodes 582 amino acids. The record is from RefSeq and is a predicted model, not a curated record. Gene Ontology annotation, molecular function: arylsulfatase activity. The transcript has 9 exons.